This is a messenger RNA of Drosophila kikkawai, 541 nucleotides long. Its product is annotated as dynein regulatory complex protein 8. The record is from RefSeq and is a predicted model, not a curated record. Lineage: Eukaryota; Metazoa; Arthropoda; Insecta; Diptera; Drosophilidae. Gene Ontology annotation, molecular function: calcium ion binding.
CGAGCUUAAGCGUGCAACAUGGAUUCCGAUUUAAACAACGACUUGGAGAAGCGCAUUUCCGAUGCUUUUUGUGUUUUUGAUCACCAUGGCGACAAGUUUAUUGAUGUCCGUGAAGUGGGCACGGUUCUACGUCUUUUGGGCUGUGUGCCCACCGAACAGGAGGUGAAUGAGGUAAUCUCGGCCACCGAAUCGGAGGAGACCAGCGGCGAGGUGCACUUGACCAAGUUCCUGCCCCAUGUCUCCCAGUUGCUCAUGGAGAGAAAAAUGGAGCCUGCACCACCAGAGAAGAUUCUUCAGGCCUUCAAGAUCCUGGACCCGGAAAACAAGGGCUAUCUGACCAAGGAGAGCUUUGGCAAACUGAUGAUGGAGGAGGGCGAACCCUUUACCCAAGAGGAAAUGGACGAAAUGUGGCCGGUGGCCAUAGAUCCUAUCAGCGGCCAUAUUCCCUAUGAGUUCUAUUUGAAUCAAUUAAUGGUGUAUUUGUAAAAGAAUACAAAAAUGUAUAAAAGUGCAAGUGAAUUCUAAUAAAAUCUUGAUUAUA